UCACCACGAUUCAAAAUGACGACACCAAACGCUAAUAGAUCUUCCGAUACCCGCGCCAAUAACUUUGAUAGUAUAAGCGAAGCAACCGACAAUGAAGAAGACAUGCAGUUAACUGCAGAGCCCUCUAGCUCUUAUGACCUUAUAUCUAACAGGCUUGACCAGCCCGACUGUGUGUAUGAAAAUAAAGAUGACUGUGUGAAGUGCAAGACUUCCAGUGAACCCGUUUGCCAUAUAAAAUUGGAGCAACUAGAAAAUCUCAAGAACAGCACUAAAAGGCUUUUAUGCUUAUUAGAAGAUGUGCAGGCAAAAACCCAUUCCACGGCGCUGGUUACUGAUGAUCCGCCGAAAAUGGCCGACGUUUUAAGACCCAUGGCCAUUUGGGAUACUGAAAAUCGGGAUAUGAUGGACCGAUCAGUGGCUGAUAUCAUCGGUGACGCAGCCAUGAAAAGAUUGGAAAAACAGACUAAAGAAUUAGACUCUAUUGUUAUUGUCGACAAAGACGACGAUUGUUCAGUAUACAAAAGAUUAAGUAGAAAGUGCCACUGCCUGAACCAGCAAGAAUACAACGACUUUAUUAUCCAUUUUAACGAAGAGACGAAAUUUGGCACCAACCCAAUAGGAGAAAUCAUAAAAAACAUGUACAUUCUCAAAAGGUUUUUAUAUAUGGGCGGCCAAUAUACUAAAAAUGCUUUGCUCUUUUUAAACCAGGGCCUAGAAGAAGGCACUUAUACGGAAAAGUCGGAGAUCAUACAAGCAUGCGCCUUCGCUGAUGUCUGCUGUAUAUUCGAUACACGCACCAUUGUGACUGUGUGCAUUUCUUGGCCGUGUAAGAACCCCCGCUUGAUAGGAGCAGAUACGCAGGAGAUGACAGCAAAACUCCUAUACAAUCUCUCCAGACUCGAAGAAGGCCGACGGUACUUAAAUUUCAAUGCAAAAAUAACUUGUGAGAUCAAGAAGCUUCUUAAGAAAUAUCAAGAUAAAAUAAGCUAUGACACCGUAGAAAUGCUUAAUUCGGUUUUAAAUACAUGCCAGCCGCAAGUUCAGCAUACUGGAAUGAGUCUAACUUACCACUGUCGGCCAAUGCAAGAAGGUAUCGGAAACAAGACACUGAAUGCACUGAUAGCCUAUCGACAGCAUAUGACUUUAAACGAAUUGUUUUUGCACUUGGAAAUUCUUAAAAAUGUAUCUGGAAAUGAAGAAACGAAAAAGCAUCUCACGCCAUACCUGCCAUCAAUGUUAAGCUUGUUCAAAAAUAUGCUCCUAGAGUUUGAUAGCGGUGAUAUAAAUAUAAUAAUUACAAAUAUUAUGACCAAUAUAGUGGGCGACAGUGUUGCGAAAAAUGUAAAGGAAAUUCCAAACGCCAUAUUAGACGAAAAAUUCACAUCAUGCAUAGGAACUGAGCCCAUUCAGAAGAAAAACAAGACAAUUCAAGUGCCUCUGAAUAAAACGAACCACAAAUACCAGAAAAAGGCUUAUCAUCACUCACAUCAUGUACCCGCAUACAUUCAGAAAAAAGAUAUGGGAGUUAAUAACCGACAAAAAAGCAACGUAAUACAAAAAUCAGAAGUCCAAGAUAUCAAUAAAACGAGAAAACCAAACACAUCAAGCGUUAUUAGACCAAAAACCGCACCAGCUUUAAGGUCUUUAAACGCGUCCAAAGUUAAGAAUUUGGCGUCAUUUAUUAAAUCAAACGUUAAUGUUUUCCGGAGAGAAAACACUAAAACUCCUGUAUAUACUGUUAUCAACAGGUCACAAAAAUUCACAGGUCUUUCGUGGGGAGAUGUCAACGAUGUUAUAGUGGUACCCAUGGACAACGAAAAGAGUGACGUUAAAUAAAUUGUUUAUAAUUUCAUAAAAUUACAAAAAUGUAUAUACAUUUUCUACCUCCAUUUGCCAUAACCAGAGGACAUC
This is a messenger RNA of Cydia splendana, 1911 nucleotides long. RefSeq lists its product as uncharacterized. The transcript has 10 exons. NCBI's taxonomy places the organism in Eukaryota, Metazoa, Arthropoda, Insecta, Lepidoptera, Tortricidae. The record is from RefSeq and is a predicted model, not a curated record. Bases 16 to 1836 code for a protein of 606 amino acids.